AUGAAAAACAGUGGAGAUCUCAAACUUGCACAUGAAGAUUCAAUAUCAAUACUCCAAGCUGUGGAAGUUGACAGGAUUAUUGCACUACCGGAUGAGAUUCUCUGUCAUAUACUCUCUUUCCUUAUCCCGUUAUGUUCUGUCCGGAGCACCGUUUUGUCUAAGAGAUGGAACAAGUUGUGGACUUGUUGUAUUACCAACCUUGAUUUCGACAUAAAAGAUUUCAGUUCAUCAUAUGAGAGUAACUAUCACAUUUUCGUCAGGUUCGUUGAUCAGGUGUUGGCCUUUCGCGACUCUUCAUUAGACAUCACAAGAUUUCGAGUUGCCUGGGAGGAUUGUGAAGAUUUCUCUAUUAUUGAUCGAUGGAUACAGGUCGCCGUCAACGCUAAUGUUGUUGAUCUUGAUGUUUCUAGCUAUGUGUAUCCUUUCGAAUUGCCUUCAUGUGUUUAUACCUGCAAAUCACUGGUGUCUUUGAAGGUGAAGUCAGAUUAUCUUACAUUUUAUUCUCUUCCUAAGACAGGUAGUUGUUUCCCAAAUCUCAAGUUCCUUCAUUAUAUUUCUGGUUAUGAUUUCGACUGUGCCUCUGGGGCAAAUCUUUUCCGCAGCUGCCCUAUACUCGAAGAGUUGACUAUAGAAGCACAUCAUAAGAAACGUGUUUUGAAUUUCGACAUCUCUGCACCUGAAUUGAGGACACUAACCACAAUCAUGAAGAAGAUGAAUAAAAGAGAACAUUAUGAAGAAGAUGAAUUUGAGGAAGAUUAUGAAGAAGAUUAUAGGAUAGACCCCUGCAAUUUCUUUAUCGAUGCACCUAAACUUGAAAAUCUUUGUGUUAAGGGAGAGGUUAUGUCAAAGUAUAAUUGGAAGAACACAAGCUCUUUGGUUCAAGCCAGAGUUCAACUCCAAGUGUUCAAUGAAGCUUCCGCUUGUUGUCUACAACCAGAAGAGCAAAACACUUGA
Fragaria vesca subsp. vesca is the source of this 954-nucleotide messenger RNA. Its product is annotated as putative F-box/LRR-repeat protein At5g41840-like. Gene Ontology annotation, molecular function: protein binding. The transcript has a single exon. Bases 1 to 954 code for a protein of 317 amino acids. Lineage: Eukaryota; Viridiplantae; Streptophyta; Magnoliopsida; Rosales; Rosaceae. The record is from RefSeq and is a predicted model, not a curated record.